UACUGGGCGCGCUUAGGGCGGCCGCUGCGAGCGUGGGGCGAGCGUGGACCGCGGCGCGGCGGUGCGACUCCUUCCCCGGCCCUCUUCCCCGCCCCAGGCGAGGGCACCGUGCGGCGGCGGCGGCGGCGCCGGGGCAGCGAGGCCGGAGGAGGCGGCCGUGCCCGGGCAUGGUGGUCUGGGGCAACGCGGAAGAAGCUCCACCAUGAGACGAGGUGGAUGGAGGAAGCGAGCUGAGGAUGACUGGGAAAAAUGGGGUGGGUAUAUGGCUGCCAAGGUCCAGAAAUUGGAGCAACAGUUUCGAUCAGAUGCUGCUAUACAGAAGGAUGGAGCUUCAUCUACAAUUUUUAGUGGAGUCGCCAUCUAUGUUAAUGGAUAUACAGAUCCAUCUGCUGAGGAAUUGAGAAAGCUAAUGAUGUUGCAUGGAGGCCAAUAUCAUGUGUAUUAUUCCAGAUCCAAAACAACACACAUCAUUGCCACAAAUCUUCCUAAUGCCAAACUUAAAGAGUUAAAGGGAGAAAAAGUAAUUCGACCAGAAUGGAUUGUGGAAAGCAUCAAAGCUGGACGACUCCUGUCCUACAUUCCGUAUCAGCUGUACAGCAAGCAGUCCUCCACGCAGAAAGGUCUCAACUUUAAUCCUGUGUGCAAACCUGAGGACCCUGGACCAGGUCCCAGCAGCAUCACCAAACAGCUCAACGACAGGGUAAAUCACAUAAUUAAGAAGAUUGAGACGGAAAAUGAAGUCAAAGUCAAUGGAGUGAACAGUUGGAAUGAAGAAGAUGCAGAUAAUGACUUGGGUUUUGUGGAGCCGGAGCCCUUCUUCCCAGGAAGGAAACAGAACGGAAUUCCGCAUCCCAGAGAUGGCAGUGCUGUUUGUAACGGACACACUCAUAGCUCUAACGGUGCCUUAAAGACACAGGACUGCUUGGUGCCCAGGGGCAGCGGUGUUGCCAGCAGGCUGUCCCCCGACCCUGCCCACGAGGAGGAAGUAGCCGAGAGGAGCGGCGGCGGCUUCAGAGACUGCGCUGUGCAGCAGUCCCAGCAAAGCACCAGAAGCACAGAUGCUCUGCGGAAUCCACACAGAACUAAUUCCUUCUCCCUGUCACCUUUGCACAGCAACACUCGAGUCAAUGGUGCUCACCACUCCACUGUUCAGGGGCCUUCAAGCACAAAGAGCACUUCUUCAGUCCCUUCACCGAGCAAGGCGGCACCCUCUGUGCCACCCAGACCUUGCAGCUUCAUCUCGGACUUCUACUCUCGCUCGAGACUGCACCACAUUUCCACGUGGAAGUGCGAAUUGACUGAGUUUGUCAGUACCCUGCAGAGACAAAGUAGUGGUAUCUUUCCAGGAAGGGAAAAGUUAAAAAAAAUGAAAGCAGGCAGGUCUGCAUUUGUUGUAACUGACCCAGGAAAUAUGUCAGUAUUGAGUUCACCCAGACAUCAGAGCUGUAUAAUGCAUGUUGAUAUGGAUUGCUUCUUUGUAUCAGUGGGUAUACGAAAUAGACCAGAUCUCAAAGGAAGGCCGGUGGCUGUCACAAGUAACAGAGGCACUGGGAGGGCACCUCUGCGCCCUGGCGCUAACCCCCAGUUGGAGUGGCAGUGGUACCAGAAUAAAAUCCUGACAGGCAAAGCAGCAGAAAUACCAGAUUCAUCAACGUGGGAGAAUCAAGAUUCCGCACAAACAAAUGGAAUUGAUUCUGUUUUGUCAAAGGCUGAAAUCGCAUCUUGUAGUUAUGAAGCCAGACAAGUUGGCAUUAGGAAUGGAAUGUUUUUCGGGCAAGCGAAACAACUUUGUCCCAAUCUUCAGGCUGUCCCCUAUGAUUUUCACGCGUAUAAGGAAGUUGCACGAACAAUGUAUGAGACACUGGCCAGCUACACACAUAGCAUCGAAGCUGUCAGCUGUGAUGAAGCUCUGGUAGACAUCACUGAAAUCCUCGCAGAGACCAGACUCACUCCUGACGAAUUUGCAAAUGCUGUCCGCAUGGAAAUCAAAGACCAGACUAAAUGCGCUGCCUCUGUGGGAAUCGGUUCUAAUAUUCUCCUGGCUAGAAUGGCAACUAGGAAAGCAAAACCAGAUGGCCAGUACCACUUAAAACCAGAAGAAGUAGAUGAUUUUAUCAGAGGUCAGCUAGUUACUAAUCUACCAGGAGUUGGACGCUCAAUGGAAUCCAAGUUGACAUCUUUGGGAAUUAGAACUUGCGGAGACUUGCAAUAUAUGACCAUGGCAAAACUCCAAAAAGAAUUUGGUCCCAAAACAGGUCAGAUGCUUUAUAGGUUCUGCCGUGGUUUGGACGAUAGACCAGUUCGAACUGAAAAGGAAAGAAAAUCUGUUUCAGCUGAGAUCAACUAUGGAAUAAGGUUUACCCAGCCAAAAGAAGCGGAAGCUUUUCUUCUGAGUCUUUCAGAAGAAAUCCAACGGCGACUUGAAGCUGCUGGCGUGAAGGGUAAACGCCUGACUCUCAAAAUCAUGGUACGAAAGCCGGGGGCCCCUGUAGAAACUGCAAAAUUUGGAGGCCAUGGAAUUUGUGAUAACAUCACCAGGACUGUGACUCUUGACCAGGCAACGGAUAGAGCAAAAGUAAUUGCAAAGGCUACACUAAACAUGUUCCAUACGAUGAAACUCAACAUAUCGGAUAUGAGAGGGGUCGGGAUUCACGUGAAUCAGUUGGUUCCGACUAACCCAAACCCUUCUGCGUGUCCCAGUCGCCCGGCAGUUCAGGCAAGCCACUGUCCUGGUGGGCCACACUCUGUCCUUGACCUCCUCCAAGUUCAGAAAGCUAAGAAGCCCACAGAAGAGCACAAGGAAGUAUUUCUGGCUGCUAUGGAUCUGGAAAUUUCAUCUGCCUCUAGAACUUGCACUUUCUUGCCAUCUCUUUCUUCACAUCUGACAUCAAGCAUCAGUCCUGUUACUACUAGCAAAGCUGAGUCCUCAGGGAAAUGGAAUGGUCUACAUUCUCCCAUCAGUUUAAAAUCAAGACUUAACCUGAGUAUAGAGGUCCCAUCACCUUCCCAGCUGGACCGGUCUGUCUUGGAAGCGCUGCCGCCUGACCUCCGGAAGCAGGUGGAGCAGGUGUGUGCUGUGCAGCAGGGAGAGCCGCCUGGCGACAGGAGGAGAGAGCCAGCAAAUGGCGACAGCACAGGUGCUGUGCAGCAGGGAGAGCCGCCUGGCGACGGGAGGAGAGAGCCAGCAAAUGGCGACAGCACAGGAAUGUUGCCACAGCCAGUUGGGACAGUUUUGUUACAAAUACCAGAACCUCCAGAAUCUAACAGCGAUGGGGGAAUUAAUGUAAUAGCCCUUCCAGCAUUUUCACAGGUGGACCCUGAGGUGUUUGCGGCCCUUCCUGCAGAGCUUCAAAAGGAGCUGAAAGCAGCCUACGAUCAAAGACAAAGGCAAGGAGAAAGCACCCCUCACCUGCAGCAGGCCAGCACAUCCGUGCCAAAGAACCCGCUACUGCAGCUAAAACCAGCAGCAGUGAAAGAAAAGAAAAGAAACAAGAAAAAAAGCUCCAUCAGUCCCCCCAAAAAGAUUCAGAGCCCUUUGAAGAACAUGCUGCUUAACAGUCCUGCAAAAACUCUGCCAGGGGCCUGUGGCAGUCCCCAGAAGUUAAUUGAUGGGUUUCUAAAACAUGAAGGUCCUGCCUCUGAGAAACCUCUGGGAGAACUCUCUGCUUCCACUUCAGGUGUUGCUGGCCUUUCUGGUUUGCAGCCUGAGCCAUCUGGGUGUGUUAGACCCCCAGCGCCCAACCUAGCUGGAGCUGUGGAAUUCAGUGAUGUGAAGACCUUGCUCAGAGAAUGGAUAACUACCAUUUCAGAUCCAAUGGAAGAAGACAUUCUGCAAGUUGUGAAAUACUGUACUGAUCUAAUAGAGGAAAAAGAUUUGGAAAAACUGGACCUAGUUAUAAAAUACAUGAAAAGGUUGAUGCAGCAGUCGGUGGAGUCCGUUUGGAAUAUGGCAUUUGACUUUAUUCUCGACAAUGUUCAGGUGGUUUUACAACAGACUUAUGGAAGCACAUUAAAAGUUACAUGAACAUUACCAGGGAGCCUGCUGCUGUCCGCUAGCUGUGCCAUAAGUGCUUGUGAGGUAUUUGCAAAGUGCAUGAUAGUAAUGCUCUGAGUUUUAUAAUUUUAAAUUUCUUUUUAAGCCAAGUGUUUUUGUACAUUUCUUUUCAAUAAGUGCCAAAUUUGUCAGUAUUGCAUGUAAAUAACU
Eubalaena glacialis (North Atlantic right whale) is the source of this 4204-nucleotide messenger RNA. RefSeq names its product REV1 DNA directed polymerase (gene REV1). Gene Ontology annotation, molecular function: damaged DNA binding; deoxycytidyl transferase activity; DNA-directed DNA polymerase activity. Gene Ontology annotation, cellular component: nucleus. NCBI's taxonomy places the organism in Eukaryota, Metazoa, Chordata, Mammalia, Artiodactyla, Balaenidae. The transcript has 23 exons. The coding region runs from base 203 to 4024 and encodes 1273 amino acids. The record is from RefSeq and is a predicted model, not a curated record. Gene Ontology annotation, biological process: error-free translesion synthesis; error-prone translesion synthesis.